GAUUUACUUUCUGUUCCUGAUGAGACCUGUUUGGUUGUUGUAGUGAGGUGUCAGUUCAACUGAUCCGUUCAAACUGGUAAUCUCAUAUUGGAUACUGUCAGUUUAAGCGCACCAUGUCAGUAAUCGGUGAAAUCGAUGAAGGAUUCUACUCCAGACAGCUGUAUGUUCUGGGUCAUGAGGCGAUGCACCGGAUGGGCACAGCCAACGUCCUCAUAGCAGGUAUGCGUGGUCUUGGAGUAGAAAUAGCCAAGAAUGUGAUCCUGUCCGGAGUGAAGUCUGUCACCGUCCAGGAUGAAGGCCAGACAGUGUGGAGCGACCUGUCCUCCCAGUUUUUCCUGAAGGAGUCCCAUCUUGGUCAGAACCGAGCCACGUGCUCCCUUCAACAGCUGUCUGUCUUAAACCCACACGUGCACGUGUCAGCCCACACCGAACCACUGGAUGACGAACUGCUUCUGCAAUUCCAGGUGGUGGUCCUCACUGACUCCUCACUGGAUGAUCAGAAGCAUUUUGGUGAGCUCUGUCAUUUGCAUAGUAUCAAGUUCAUCGUAGCAGACACCAAAGGACUCUGUGGUCAGUUGUUCUGUGACUUUGGGGAGGAGUUUGAGGUCUUGGACCAGGAUGGAGAGAUGCCUGCAUCAGCGAUGAUACAAAGUAUCACCAAGGACAAUCCUGGAGUGGUGCUUUGCGCAGAUGACCAGAAUCAUGGAUUUUCAGAUGGCUCCAAAGUUUCCUUCUCUGAAGUCCAAGGCAUGACGGAGCUCAACAGCAUCGGACCUGUGGAGAUCAAAGUCCGUGGCCAGUUCUCCUUCAGCAUUGGUGACACGUCAGCCUUUUCUAAGUAUGAAAAGGGUGGAGUAGUGACUGAAGUUAAACAGCCCUGCACGCUAAAUUUUAAACAACUGAGUGAGGCUCUACUGGAUCAUCAGCUGAUUGUGAUGAAUGAUUUUGGGAAAGAAUCGAGGCACAACACCCUGCACUUGGCUUUCCAAGCCCUCCAUAGCUUUAUGAAGAAAGAACAGCGACUCCCUCGUCCUCGGUCCCAGUCAGAUGCAGACUCCCUGCUUGUCAUGGUGAGAGAGCUGAAUACAGCCGCACAGCUGGAACAGCUGGAUGAAGCUGCGGUGCAAAAACUGUCCUACACAGCCCAGGGUGACUUGGCUCCUAUCACUGCUUUCAUUGGAGGCCUUGCUGCUCAAGAAGUUAUCAAGGCCUGCAGUGGGAAAUUUAUGCCUCUUCGGCAGUGGAUAUAUUUUGAUGCACUGGAGUGCCUCCCUGAAGAGGCGGACCGACUGGCAGAGGGCUCCUUUUCAGCAAGGGGCACGAGGCACGAUGGACAAGUCGCUGUGUUUGGGUCAGCGUUCCAGGAGCAGCUUGAGAAGCAGAAGUAUUUCCUGGUUGGAGCUGGUGCUAUUGGCUGUGAGCUUCUUAAAAACUUUGCCCUCAUUGGACUUGGUGUUGGAGAAAAAGGGCACAUCACCAUAACAGACAUGGACUUUAUAGAACGAUCCAACUUGAAUCGACAGUUCCUGUUCAGGUCUCAGGACAUUGGGAAACCAAAAUCGGAAGUUGCAGCCAAAGCAGUGCGAGAGAUGAACCCAAUGAUCAAAAUCACCGCUCACCAAAAUCGUCUGGACCCUGACAGCGAAGGACUGUAUGAUUACAACUUCUUCAUGGGUCUCGAUGGAGUGGCUGCAGCCCUCGACAAUGUGGAAGCCAGGGUCUAUCUUGAUAAAUGCUGCGUUCAACACCAGAAGCCCAUGUUGGAGGGAGGAACUCUAGGAAGCAAGGGUCAUACUCUGGUGGUGGUGCCUCACCUGACAGAGUCUUAUGGGCCGGGCAUAAAAAGUUCUAAUAAUGCCAUCCCACUGUGCACUCUCAAGAACUUCCCUCACCGCAUUGAGCACACCCUGCAGUGGGCCAGAGACCAGUUUGAAGGACUGUUUAAACAAACACCUGAAAACGUGAAUGUCUUCCUGAGAGAUGCAGGGUUUGUAGAGCGGACUCUUGGCCAUGGAGAUGCUGAGGCCCUGGAGGUUCUUGGCGGGGUGUGGAGCAGCCUUGAGGACAUGAAAGCUGGAGGACAACGUCCAACGAGUUGGGAAGACUGCGUGAGCUGGGCACGUUGCAAGUGGGAGUCUCUCUAUAACAACGAUAUCUGUCAGCUUCUGCACUGUUUCCCUCCUGAACAGGAGACUGCUACUGGUCUACCCUUCUGGUCUGGAUCCAAGAGGUGCCCUCACUCACUGACCUUUGACCCCAACAGUACUACCCAUAUGGAUUAUGUGGUGGCAGCCGCUAAUCUGUACGGGCAGAUCUAUGGAAUCAGAGGGACAAGAGACUGCUCCUCUAUCAGAAGAACCUUAGAGAAAGUCCGUGUGCCGUCUUUUACUCCCAAGUCCUCCGUGAAGAUUCAUCUCACUGACAAGGAGAUGGAGGAGGACCAAAAAAAGGACAGUGAUGAUGCUGAAAAAUCCCGACUUGAGGAGCUGAAAGGAAAGUUGGCCUCGCCAUCUCUGAAAAGCUCAGCCAUGCAGAUGUACCCCAUCGACUUUGAGAAGGAUGACGACAGUAACUUCCACAUGGACUACAUUGUGGCUGCUUCUAACCUGAGGGCAGAGAACUACGACAUCCCGGCAGCUGAUCGACACCAGAGUAAGGGCAUUGCCGGAAGGAUCAUCCCAGCCAUAGCUACCACCACAGCCGCAGUGGCAGGCCUGAUGUGCCUGGAGCUGUAUAAACUGGUGCAGGGUCACCAGAAGAUCAGCUCUUACCGCACAGCUUAUAUCAACCUGGCUGUCCAGUACUUUGUGAUGUCCCAGCCUAGCCGGCCCCAGUCCUUCGAAGUCGCAGGAAAGAAAUACACCCUGUGGGAUGACUUCCUUGUUGAGGGCAGAAGUAGCGGUCAGCAGGAAAUGACCUUGGGAGAUCUGCUCCAGUAUAUCAAGGAAAAACAUAGCUUGAACAUCAGCAUGCUCUUCCAUGGAACAGCUAUCUUAUACAACGGACAAAAAGAUAGGCUCAAGCUGAGUGUGUCUGAUGUGGUGAGGAUGGUCACCAAGAUACAUAUCCCUCCACACAAGAAGAUGCUAGAGUUGAUCCCCUCAUUUGCUGAAGAUGAGGAGUGUGAGUUAGUCCCAACUAUCAGAUACCUGCUCUUGUGAUGCCAUCAACACCAAGUUUCCACAAGGUUCUAGUGAAAAUGUGACAAAGCAAACACAACACUCCUGUGAAAUCAUGUCCGUUGAAAACACCCUAUUUUGUUGCUUCAGCUGUUGUUUACAAAGAUUAAUAUCCAAAUGAUUUUUUCCAUAAUGUGUCUAUCUAUUUCUUUCAUGUCAUUCCAUCAAUAUUUUUGCGCCUAUCAUUGCACUGGCAUGUUAUUUUAGUGUUCACAUUUUGAUCAUGUAAAGUGAGUGAUUCUAUAAUCACACUGUAUAAUGUAGUGUACUGUCUCUUAAUCAUGCCCCAAAAAAUACAACAAGAUGUACAAAGAUUCAUAUCCAUUUCCUCAUCCUUUUAAUUAUAUGGCAAAUGAGGAAACUUAACAAACUGUAAUUUCCUUAAUACCAGAAAGUUGUGUUAGCUUUUGGUUUUCAUUUACAUGUAAAAUGUGCCUUUUGAGAGGUCAGGAUAAGAGGUUGUGAAGAUGCUUGCCAAGGCAUAUGGAUUAGAUCAUCUGGCACUUCUGGGGCAGUGCUGGCUCUGUUUCAAGGUUUAAUUCAGGUCAGACUGAGCACAAUGUUGAAGGGGUGCAGUCAGAACAGGCAGCUGGCACAGUAGGUACAGUGCUUUGACGAUUUGGGGUUCUCUUGCCAUCUGGACACAGCUGUGUUGUGUAAAUCCUGCUCCCAAGCACACGUGCAGCCCUGCACUACCAGAAGAUUCUCAGAGCUGGUCAGAGUUGAGAAGCUAGACUCAUCUACAAGGCCUUCAUCUGUCCUAUCCUUACCCUUUUCCACACCCUCACAUUGACAUGGUGUCAUCUGUACAACAUUCUGAUCCCCCAACUGGCUGUUUGAAUAUUUUUAAUGAAGAAUCCUCUCUAACAUGAUCACUGCAACUAUGGAUGGGUGUAGUUGAAUCACUGUAUACGUUUGUCUGUGACUGUUUGUAUUUAAAUUCUGUUUGAACAAUACAAUAAAAAUGUCUAUGGGGAACCAUGUUA
Micropterus dolomieu (smallmouth bass) is the source of this 4165-nucleotide messenger RNA. It is a transcript of the gene uba7, whose product is annotated as ubiquitin-like modifier activating enzyme 7. Gene Ontology annotation, molecular function: SUMO activating enzyme activity. The transcript has 24 exons. Gene Ontology annotation, cellular component: cytoplasm; SUMO activating enzyme complex. The coding region runs from base 114 to 3161 and encodes 1015 amino acids. Gene Ontology annotation, biological process: protein sumoylation. The record is from RefSeq and is a predicted model, not a curated record. NCBI's taxonomy places the organism in Eukaryota, Metazoa, Chordata, Actinopteri, Centrarchiformes, Centrarchidae.